This is a messenger RNA of Exophiala dermatitidis NIH/UT8656, 417 nucleotides long. RefSeq lists its product as uncharacterized. Gene Ontology annotation, cellular component: COPII-coated ER to Golgi transport vesicle; endoplasmic reticulum membrane. The coding region runs from base 1 to 417 and encodes 138 amino acids. The transcript has 4 exons. The record is from RefSeq and is a predicted model, not a curated record. Gene Ontology annotation, biological process: endoplasmic reticulum to Golgi vesicle-mediated transport. NCBI's taxonomy places the organism in Eukaryota, Fungi, Ascomycota, Eurotiomycetes, Chaetothyriales, Herpotrichiellaceae.
AUGUCGGGCGAGGCGUGGCUAUACCUGCUUGCCGUUCUGAUAAAUGCGGUCAAUCUUUUCCUCCAGGUCUUCUUCACGAUUAUGUACAGCGAUCUAGAAUGCGACUACAUCAACCCGAUUGACCUCUGCAACCGUCUCAACACCUACAUUGUUCCCGAAGCUGCCGUCCACGCGUUCCUGACGUUCUUGUUUCUCAUCAAUGGAUACUGGCUGGCGAUAUUGUUGAACUUGCCUCUUUUGGCUUUCAACGCAAAGAAGAUCAUCGACAACCAACAUUUGCUGGACGCAACGGAGAUUUUCCGCAAGCUGAAUGUCCACAAAAAGGAAUCCUUUAUCAAACUCGGCUUCCACUUGGUCAUGUUCUUCUUCUACCUCUACAGCAUGAUUGUUGCUCUCAUUAGGGAUGAAUCCAACUGA